Molecule: messenger RNA, 2702 nt
Organism: Anthonomus grandis grandis
Lineage: Eukaryota; Metazoa; Arthropoda; Insecta; Coleoptera; Curculionidae
Product: golgin subfamily A member 6-like protein 7
Exons: 1
Coding region: 151-2571 (806 amino acids)
Source: RefSeq, a predicted model, not a curated record
CCAACGUACCAGAAAUCAUCAUACAGGUAACCGCCUGAACUUCAUCUCAAUGUCAAUCACAUAAAACAUUCAAAAUUAUAUUAAACCGUAGAAAAUAGUAAAUAAGUAAUGAAAUUAAAUCCCGAAGAAAGCGAUAAAUGAACGUGACACAUGAACGUCCAUCAGGGGGAUCCGUUGGCGCCCCACGCGGGAGACCUACCGGGGGCCCCGGACCUAACGUCCACCAGCGGAGCCUUCAGUUUACACCUGGACCGUUUGUAUGAUUCCGAUUUACAUUCGCUAAGUUCGCCCAGUAGUCCCAGAUCGAACAUCAGCGGUGGCUCUACCGGAGAUGUAUCCACAAAACCCGUUAAAAGACCGCGAUCGGCGAAGCCCCUAUCGCCAAAACUCGCGAAAGCCCUUCCGCCAUUAUCGAGCAUCCCAUUACCGAUAAAACUAUCCGGCCCCGUCAAGAUUCCCUCGAACGCAAGCAGCAGGACCAACUCGAAAACCGUAGUCACCAGCAAACACACUUUGGAGAUCCAGUUUAUCAAUAAGAACAAACGUUACGUGCAGAUGCGAAACGAAUUAUUGGAAAAGCAAAAACCGGUGUUGGAUUUGUACCAGAACCUGUUGCAGAUCAAGAAACAGCUCGAGAAGCACCACAAAACCGUCCAGUUGGACGACAUCAAGCUGCUCUCCUAUCAUGACUACAAUAACAGACUCAACAGCUACGGAGGCGGCGAAAGUUUGUCCCCGCAAGUGGUGGCCGGCAUGAAAUCCUCCCUCGAAGACAUCCCUAAGACCCUCAUAGACGUAUGCCAGAACCUGCUGAGCAGACGAGCUCUUAUCGUGGACCUUUUGGAGAGCAUCACCAAAUCGGAGGUGGACCUCUCCGAAGUGUCCGGGCGCAUCGAAUCCCUAAAAACCGAAGGGCAAAUGCUGCAAAACUCUUUGGACGCCAUCAUUGAGGAGCACCAGACCAAAAUCAACGAACUAGUAACCAAGUGGCGCAUGCUCCUUAACGCGAAAAACAAUAACGCCAAAGCGGACGAGCUCGAACUGAAACUCCGAGCCCAAGAAAAACUCACUUACGAAUCGGCCCAUGUUAUACGGGAAUUACAAAAAAAACUGGACGACCGUAAGAUCAGUUACGAUAAGUCUAUGGGGGAGCUAACCGGCUUGGUCAACUCCCUCAAAGAACAAGUCAAGAAACUGGAGCAUGACUUGGAGAGCGAGCGUAAGGCCACAGGGGACAUAAGGUCCCGGAACCAUUCGAACUCGCAGAAUAUAAAAACCAUGCGGGCCAAACUGACCGAGCUGGAAAACGCCAAAAGGGAAACCGACGCGGCCAACCAAGAGCUCCAAAAGAAACUGCGACAGUUACAAGACCAGAACCGACAUAAAGAAACUCAAUGGACGAAAGAGAAGGAGGAACUGAGCAGGAUGCUGAAGCGCCAAGACAGCAUGCUGCAAACCCACAAGACCCAAUACGAAUCCACCCUAAAAACCAUCGAAUCAGAAAAAACCACUACAGAAAUCCAGAUGCAAAACGAGAUCGACACCCUCUCCAGUAACCUGGUUUCCAUAAAAAUCCAACUGGAAAACGUGAUAACCGAACGGGACGAGGCCGUACACAAAUGCGCCGCCUUCGAGGGCUACUUGGCCCGUAUGGGCGAGGACAGCAAACUGGAAAUGCAAAAGCUCUCGAGCAGCAUCUGCUGGGGCAAACAGCGCGCCUCCACCACCACCGAGGAAGACCAGUACAUCGACAACAUGAGCAAAGACCUGAAAAUCCGCGAGCUGGAGGACAAGAUCCGCAAAAUGGAGAAGGAGAGGGUCUACCACGAGGAAGAAGAGCAGCGACAAAAGGAGGAGAACUGCCCCACCGAAACCGACAGGCAACUGUCCAAGCAGCAGGAGUGCAUCAGCAAAUACAAAAUGUUGUUGGAGGAGAGCGAGGCGAAACUAACGGAAAAAUCGACGGAGGUGGCGGCUCUUAGGGCGGAAAUGAAGCAGCUGAAGGUGCGCCAGGAGGCGCUCGAGGAACAGAACGUCAAGUGUCCAACGGACGAGUUGCAACGGAUGAUCGAGGAGGGUCGCGGCAAACUCUCGGACCUGAUGAGGAAGUCUAUCGAUAGCGAGCAGAAGAUCGAGUACUACACGCUGGUGGUGGAGAAACAGGGCCAUCAAAUAAGCGAGAUGGAGAACCUGUUGCGAUAUAGGGAGAACAUGGCGGGGGUCCUGAAGGCCUCCAGGGACGAGCUGCUGAUGGAGAAGGAGAGCCUCACGAAGUACUCGCAAGAAUUACGGUUGGUCCUGACGGAGCUGACCAAGGAAGGGAAGAUGAAAGAGAGACUGAUUAAGGAGCUGCACGAAAAGGUGGACAUGCGCGAGACCCAAAUCAGUAAGUUGGAGAAGGAGGUGCGCGAGUUGGAGGAGAAUCUGAUGUCGGCCAACCAGAAGCGGUUUAUGCUCCAAGAGACGAUCGGGACGAUGGAGAAGGAGCUGCAGAGUACGAAAGCGCACGUGAAUCAGUUGGCGGAUAUCAAUUCGCGUAAUAUAAGGCCGAAGAUGGUCAAGAGGUUUUGAGGUGUUUGAUUAGGUGUAUUUGUCUUGUAAUAAAUAAGUUUGUGUCUUGGGGUUAAUUGGGCGGCUUCAUUUUCAGUUUUGCAUGUUUAAUGAGUACGUUGUGCAAGCAAAUAUAUAUUUAUUUGACGAUG